CCAAUCUUCAAUCUCCACUCUAGAUCUGCCGUCUCUCGAAUUGUUCCUGACAUUGUCGCAGUUAUGAAGUCAAUUCAUCAAUUGGCCCGCCGGCAGGCAUUGACCGGCCUCGCAAUGCCCCGCGUCCUGUCCACCCAGAACAUUGCUGCCAGCCGGACAUGGCAGAGAGCCUUCAGUGCUUCUGCGCCGGCUGCUUCACAGCUCCCUGGUCUCGACCCUUCGAAGUUGACUGUCACCAAGACCACCACUCCCAAGGAGCCUAUGGACUCGAAGGAUCUUGUCUUUGGCAAGUACUUCACAGAUCAUAUGCUUUCCGUGGAGUGGACCGCUACCGACGGGUGGCACGCACCCAAAAUUGUCCCUUACCAGAACCUAAGUUUGGAUCCCUCAACUUGCGUGUUUCACUAUGCGUUUGAAUGUUUUGAGGGAAUGAAGGCAUACAAGGACAGCAACGGCGGUAUUCGUUUGUUCCGUCCUAACAAGAACAUGGAGCGUCUGAACAAGUCUUCUGCGCGUAUUGCCCUACCUACCGUGGAUGGUGAAGCUUUGACAAAGAUUAUUGGUGAAUUUGUCAAGCUUGACAGUAGAUUCAUCCCCGAUGCUCGUGGCUACUCCCUGUACCUGCGCCCUACCAUGAUCGGCACACAGAAGACCCUGGGCGUUGGCCCACCAGGAUCCGCACUACUGUUUGUCAUUGCCAGUCCCGUCGGUCCUUACUACCCAACUGGCUUCAAGGCCAUCUCCUUGGAGGCCACUGAUUACGCCGUCCGCGCCUGGCCCGGUGGUGUUGGAGACAAGAAGCUCGGAGCCAACUACGCUCCUUGUAUCCUUCCCCAACUCGAGGCGGCUUCCCGUGGCUUCCAGCAGAAUCUGUGGCUCUUCGGCGAGGAGGAAUACGUUACCGAGGUCGGGACUAUGAACCUCUUCAUCGCUCUGAGGAACAAGGAGACUGGACAGAAAGAGCUUAUCACUGCUCCUCUUGACGGUACUAUCCUGGAGGGAGUCACUCGUGACUCCGUCUUGACCCUUGCCCGCGAGAGACUUGAGCCCCUGGGCUGGGCCAUCAAGGAAGAAAAGAUCCGGAUGUCUGAGGUGGCUGAGGCUUCUGCGGAGGGCCGUAUGAUUGAAGUCUUCGGUGCAGGCACUGCAGCUAUUGUCAGCCCUGUCCGCAACAUCAGCUACCGGGGUAAGAUGGUCGAUUGUGGCCUCAAGAAGGACGAGGAGGCUGGUGAGAUCGCUCUCCAGAUGAAGAACUGGAUUGAGGGUAUCCAAUAUGGUGAUGAGAAGAACCCCUGGAGUGUGGUGAUCUAA
Molecule: messenger RNA, 1311 nt
Organism: Penicillium soppii
Lineage: Eukaryota; Fungi; Ascomycota; Eurotiomycetes; Eurotiales; Aspergillaceae
Product: branched-chain amino acid aminotransferase, cytosolic
Exons: 4
Biological process (GO): L-valine biosynthetic process; L-leucine biosynthetic process
Cellular component (GO): mitochondrion
Molecular function (GO): branched-chain-amino-acid:2-oxoglutarate transaminase activity
Source: RefSeq, a predicted model, not a curated record